AUGAGCCGUAAACAGGAGACAGACCUGAUGAAUGUGGUGAGGCAGAUUAUGGACUUGGACCAGCAGAACCGGCAGCAGGAGGCUCGUGUGACCGAGGCCGAAAGCAAGUACUCCGAGAUCAACAACAGAGUGGAAAUCAUGCAGCUGCAGACUCUACAAUCUGCCACGCAGACCUCAUCAGAUGCCAUAUACGAUUGCGCUUCACUCUACACCAGAAACUAUAGGAUCUCUGGGGAGUACAAACUGCCUAAAGAUGAUUUUCUGGGAACACCUGAGCUUAAUGUUUACUGUGAUAUGGAGACAAAGGGGGGUGGCUGGACAGUGAUUCAAAGACGCAAGAUCGGCCUGACUUCUUUUAACCGCGAUUGGAAACAGUACAAGCAAGGAUUUGGAUCCAUCCGCGGAGACUUCUGGCUGGGCAACGAGCACAUCUUCCGUCUUACCAGGCAGCCCACUGUGCUGAGGAUCGAGCUCGAGGACUGGCAAGGGUUGAGGCGGUUCGCAGAGUAUGGCUUUUUCACUGUGGCUAAUGAGCUCAACAGCUACAAGCUCUUUAUUGCCAACUACACUGGCAACGCCGGAGACUCCCUUCGCUACCACAACAACACCAACUUCAGCACCAUGAACAAGGAUAAUGACAAGUGUGUGGACGACUGUGCCGCACUGCGCAAAGGUGGCUACUGGUACAACUGCUGCACAGACUCCAACCUGAACGGAGUGUUUUAUCGCUACGGUGAGCACACAAGAAACUCUGAUGGGAUCACAUGGUACGGCUGGCACGGCUCCAACUACUCCCUGAAGAAAGUGGAGAUGAAAAUCCGUCCUGUAGGUUUUCAUCCAUAG
Knipowitschia caucasica is the source of this 843-nucleotide messenger RNA. NCBI's taxonomy places the organism in Eukaryota, Metazoa, Chordata, Actinopteri, Gobiiformes, Gobiidae. The record is from the annotation of a GenBank genome assembly.